AUGCCAAUCGAAACUGCCCUCGGAAUCAUCGGCAAUCCUAUCGGGCAUUCCAUCUCCCCGUUGUUUCAGCAGGCCGCGCUGGACCAUUUGGGAAUCGAUGCCGAAUACCGAGCUUAUGAAGUUCAACCCGAAGCAGUGGGAAAUUUCGUAGGUAGUCUGCGGGCGCCCAACGUCCAGGGGAAUCAAUGUAACCGUACCGCACAAGGAGGCGGUGAUCCCCCAUCUGGAUGUUGUGGACGAGUGGGCUUCUGA
Geodia barretti is the source of this 252-nucleotide messenger RNA. NCBI's taxonomy places the organism in Eukaryota, Metazoa, Porifera, Demospongiae, Tetractinellida, Geodiidae. The record is from the annotation of a GenBank genome assembly.